Messenger RNA from Caenorhabditis briggsae, 1488 nucleotides. The coding region runs from base 1 to 1488 and encodes 495 amino acids. Gene Ontology annotation, molecular function: microtubule binding. Gene Ontology annotation, biological process: microtubule anchoring. Gene Ontology annotation, cellular component: sperm flagellum; cytoskeleton; centriole. NCBI's taxonomy places the organism in Eukaryota, Metazoa, Nematoda, Chromadorea, Rhabditida, Rhabditidae. The transcript has a single exon. The record is from RefSeq and is a predicted model, not a curated record.
AUGAACCGCCCUCUUGAUAAUAUUCAACACAGACCAGACAGGUUCGAUGCAACAACAGAAAAUCGAGCAAUGUUUGCUAGUUCUAGCGUGCCAAGAACUCAAAUGAUAAGACCAAGGGAUCAAAUGAUUUGGACGACUGGGAACCAUCCAGAUAGUACGGUAACCAGGACAACCAUAAACAGAUCUACGUAUCAAGGAGGCACUGGUGACAGAUUCCAAGCUUCAAGACCAAAAGAUGCAAUUGAUCGUCCUACUGAAGGUCUAGACUCAACCACCAUCAACAGAUCCACGUAUCAAGGAGGCACUGGUGACAGAUUCCAAGCUUCAAGACCAAAAGAUGCAAUUGAUCGUCCUACUGAAGGUCUAGACUCCACCACCAUCAACAGAUCCACGUACCAAGGAGGCACUGGUGACAGAUUCCAAGCUUCAAGACCAAAAGAUGCAAUUGAUCGUCCUACUGAAGGUCUAGACUCCACCACCAUCAACAGAUCUACGUAUCAAGGAGGCACUGGUGACAGAUUCCAAGCUUCGAGACCAAAAGAUGCAAUUGAUCGUCCUACUGAAGGACUAGACUCCACCACCAUCAACAGAUCUACGUAUCAAGGAGGCACUGGUGACAGAUUCCAAGCUUCAAGACCAAAAGAUGCAAUUGAUCGUCCUACUGAAGGUCUAGACUCCACCACCAUCAACAGAUCUACGUAUCAAGGAGGCACUGGUGACAGAUUCCAAGCUUCAAGACCGAAAGAUGCAAUUGAUCGUCCUACUGAAGGUCUCGACUCAACCACCAUCAACAGAUCCACGUAUCAAGGAGGCACUGGUGACAGAUUCCAAGCUUCAAGACCAAAAGAUGCAAUUGAUCGUCCUACUGAAGGUCUAGACUCCACCACCAUCAACAGAUCCACGUAUCAAGGAGGCACUGGUGACAGAUUCCAAGCUUCAAGACCAAAAGAUGCAAUUGAUCGUCCUACUGAAGGUCUAGACUCCACCACCAUCAACAGAUCUACGUAUCAAGGAGGCACUGGUGACAGAUUCCAAGCUUCAAGACCAAAAGAUGCAAUUGAUCGUCCUACUGAAGGUCUAGACUCCACCACCAUCAACAGAUCCACGUAUCAAGGAGGCACUGGUGACAGAUUCCAAGCUUCAAGACCAAAAGAUGCAAUUGAUCGUCCUACUGAAGGUCUAGACUCCACCACCAUCAACAGAUCUACGUAUCAAGGAGGCACUGGUGACAGAUUCCAAGCAACAAGACCAAAAGAUGCAAUUGAUCGUCCUACUGAAGGUCUAGACUCCACCACCAUCAACAGAUCUACGUAUCAAGGAGGCACUGGUGACAGAUUCCAAGCUUCAAGACCAAAAGAUGCAAUUGAUCGUCCUACUGAAGGACUAGACUCCACCACCAUCAACAGAUCUACGUAUCAAGGAGGCACUGGUGCAGAUUCCAAGUUUCAAGACCAAAAGAUGAAAUUGAUCGUCCUACUGAAGGUCUAG